CGUCUGUUCCCACGGUCGCGAAUGUCCUGCUGUACUACGACGUGAACUUUUUUUUAUUGUGAAAAUUGUCAGGGCAGAAUAUCUCUAGGUAUUUGUCUAGAUGAAUACCUAUUAUUCAUGCCAUGUUGCGAAAUGGUACGCAAGAACGUUUAGAUUCGUCCGCAGCUCCACAUCUGAAAAUAAAAGCUUUUGCCGUUAUUUGUCAUCAGCUCAAGUGUCAACAGCUUUGCGACCUUUUUAUUUCCUCGUUCACCCUGACCUGUUUGGCCAGUUCCCACGAGCCCAACAUAUCAACGAUGCAUCACUGAAGUCUCUCAAUUCCCACUUGGAUUCCCUUUUAAACCACAAGAAGCCACGACCGGUUAGCGUACAGUUCUAUGUGAAGGACAAAAAUGUGCAAGGUAUUUUACACACCGUAGCUGUCCAACUCAACAAGUCAACAGCCAGAGCGACAGUCCACGAUAUUUUGAGUGAGUUUGAUCUGCCAACAAAGUAUGUCGACAGCUUGCCAGAGAAAACGGGCAAACCGGAUCGGGAAAUCAAGUGGCACCACUCGUUUUACGAUGCAACGGGGACAGUCAAUCCCUAUGAAGAGGAAUACACAGCAAGGACAAGGGAGAAUUUGUACUCAUGGCUCAUCAAAAAUAUGGGAGAAGCAGAGAGAAGACUUUCCGUCAGCAAACCCAUUCGUCAAGAUAUCGUGAGGCUCCGACAGUCACUUAUCGACGAUCUCAAACUCACAGAGCUGACGUGGGAACGGGGCCUCGGAACAACCCACUUGAGAGGCUGCAUGCAAGGUCUGAUGGCACUCAUUGCACAUCAUCAGGAGAUUAAAGCAAUUUUAGAAGGACGAGCAAUACACUUUGGAAAUGAAACAGGAAUUAGCUUGUCAGGGAGUCUGGUCCUCAGCACUUCCGAAGUCCGCAACCAAUGGCUGAAGGUCAUCCACCAUCUGCCAGAGCAGGAUGCAAUGAUUCGGAGAAUACCCGAUAUGCAGAAAGCUGUUUCAAAUACUUUGCGGGAUAUCCAGGUUACACAUAGGAAAUAUCAGCCCUUUCUGUUGGCUGAACACUACAGUCAGCAACUUCGGCGUUUUGUUACCGCUCUGGGUGACUACAGAGGUCGUAAUGGAUACCCAAAAUCGUGGCCCGAAACGCUGUCAAAUAUACAGCUUGUUGUUGAAUCAGCCUCAGGCCCGCUGAUGGUGUCUCCAACAGGCCAGAUUCUAGUCCCUUCCUCCUGUCCUCCUGCGCAGCUAGUCAACUUUAUCACGGAGAACAUGGAAGAGGCAGAGAGGAUGAUUAAUAAUUACAAGAGUGUCCGCUGGAGAGAGAAGGCCCUUCACCGCCAGUGUAAAGAGGAGCUUGGUUUGGAUUUCUUAGAGAAAGACGAUUCUGUGACGCCCGACAUGAUGACAGAGUGUCUUGCGAGGCUGCUGGAGGCAUCGUACCGUCUCUCUCCCCUGCUUUCCGGGGCUCGCGUUUGGGUCACUCAUUAUUACACUGUGAUGCUCGAUGGGGAAAUCUGUAUACCCUGGAACUGGGAUAAGGAAAAGUAUUAGAAAUGCUAAAAAAAAAAAAAGGGGGGGG
Messenger RNA from Penaeus indicus, 1589 nucleotides. Its product is annotated as T-cell activation inhibitor, mitochondrial-like. The transcript has 9 exons. The record is from RefSeq and is a predicted model, not a curated record. Gene Ontology annotation, cellular component: mitochondrion. NCBI's taxonomy places the organism in Eukaryota, Metazoa, Arthropoda, Malacostraca, Decapoda, Penaeidae. Bases 101 to 1561 code for a protein of 486 amino acids.